UGCAAUUCGGCGCCUCCGGUAUACGUAUGGGAAGUAUAAGUCCGACAUCAUCGCGAAAUUCUAGAUCGGAGCAAAACGAAACGCCAAAAGCGAAUACUCAAACUGUUAAUAAGAACAUUUAAGUUACUCUACCUAAACAAACCAAACAAAUCAAAAUGUCCACAAAGCUUCCAAUCAUUUCCGUUACCACCAACGAUCAUUCGGAAUCGGAAUGCUCAGAGGAUUCCCACAGCAAUGAUAUGGAUUAUAAUUUUAAUACGGGUGAAGUGACAGACGUUGAGGACUUCGACAGCCAGACUGAUAUGAAGAUAUUGCCAACUCGGAAAGCUUCCAACCAUACGCUUAAUAUACCUAAACAAAAUGAGAAAGACAAUGAUGCCACCGACAUUGAGGACUACAACGACACUGAUUCCGAGGAUGAUGAAGAGGAAAAGAGCAAUGUUUACCCCGAAUUAAAGUUAUCACUUCAAGAAUUCUUGCAGCAUGGACUGCGCGAACAAAGCAUGGUCGACAAUGAAGCCAAAGAAAAGGUGGAGAACAAAGCGGGUGACUUUUUGCAAGCACAAAAUUUGAAUGAAACAAGUGAUUUUCUAACAGACUGUGAAGACUACAAUACUGAAUCCGAAUUGGAUAAUGGUUGUGAGCGGUCGGUGUGUGUUGACUUAGAUACUGCCGUUGGUGAACAGGAUAGAGUAUUCAUUGCUGAUAGCGAGCGUUCUGUCAACGGGAAUGAACACUCUGAUGAAUACGAAGACUUAUCUGUGCUAAGCGACAUUAGCGAGCUCGCGUCGGCGCUGUCGGAUGUUGCUGGAACCGGUGGCGCACGUGGCAUGUCCGAAGAUGAAGUGCUGGAGAUUUCGGGCGAUGAAGAGGAGUGUCAAAUUGUUAUUUCAGAAUCGGCAUCCGAUGAAGAUGACCAGGUAUACGGCGAUAAUGCUAGUUUACCGCCUAUUGAUGUAGCAUUCAUCAGCAGUGGCAGUCAGCAGCGCAGGAAGUCGACAACUAUGUCUCUUAAUAAGAAUGCUUUUCUGACGGUGGCAAAUACAGGUGUAGAGGAGGUAUUAACAGAUGUUGAAAAACUUGAUGACUCUGCCGCGGAGGAUAGCUUCGAUAGUGAGGAAGAACAAAAAUCCAUACCCAGAGCGGUUAUACUAAGGGCCACUGGUGAAGAGUCUGCUGAUAUUACCGAUGUGGAAGAUGUAUUUUGCGAUGAUGUCGGCACACAAUCCUCAAAUGAACCUAACGCAAUAUCGGACUCUAUGCUGCCACCAGUACAUCGUGAGAUGGUGGUACUUAAGGAAGAUAAAUUUGGCGACACUAUUGAGAACGUGAUGCCAUUAGAUCGAGAAUAUCAAUUUGGUGUUUACAAUAGUGCAACCGACGGCAUGCAAACUGACGAUGAAGAUUACUCAUGUGCCGAUGAUUUGGAGCGAAAUGUCUCAAUCGCAGAGUGUUUGAAUGCGGAGAAUCUAAUUGAAGACGAAGUCACCGUACUAAAUGAGACGUUAAAACCACAGAUUAGCAAGCGCCUUGAAUUGCACGCCCACACAGAACCGGUGACAGAUAUUGAAGAAAUCUAUGUUGAUGGCACAAACAGGCGUAAAAAACUGAAGACACGAAGCCUGAGCAAAGGAAAAGCAAAACUCUUAGAUGUUGUUAGAGUUAAAGAGGACGGUGGCACCGACAUUGAAGACAUGGAUCUAAGUGAACGUGGUCUGCCACCAAAUCUGAAAUUAAAUGCAGCACAAAAGCAGCAUCAAGACGAUAGCAUUGAUAAAGCCACCGAUAUAGAAGAUAUCAGCGCUGACGAGGGGUCGGAUGUAUCCGAUAAUGAAGCUCAAUGCGACGCCGAUAUUGGCAGUUCGACUUUAAAGGCGUACAUAGCGAGUAACAGCAAUAUUGUGCUAACAAUAGAAACAGAUGGUCAAAGAAAAUCUCACAUAAAUCAUUUACAAACUUUGACAAUGGGCGCUGACAGCACUGGUGAUGUCACCAAUCUACCAAAUACCGAUAUUGAAGAUAUGCAAUGCACUUCUGAUGCCGACGAUGUUGACAGCGAUAAAGUGGCAGAUGACAUGCACACUGGCAAUUGCACUGAAUUCAACGAGUUGUUAAACGAGAGUUACACUGUGGUACACGAGAAGAACACCAAUAGCUUUAACGCCGAGGCGGAGAAACUUCAUAUGAAAGGAAAUGUUGAAACGCUUGAUGUGCAUACAGACAUCGAAUAUGUUGAAUCCGAUGAAUCGGCUGCCAGAGGUGGCAACUAAAAAGGGUACCCAACCAAUACAGCCAACAAUGAAGUUCACAAAGAAAGCAAACACAAACUAUAAACAAAAUAAAAAAAAUAUUUAAAAUACAUAAAAAAUAACAAAAACACAACAAAAUAAUUUAAACCAUAGAAGAAAAGCUCGUUUUAGAUGAGGAUUCGUUCCGAAAUAUUGAUUUAAUUAAAUAAACGCAAAUGCGUGCUUUAUGAAUGGUGAGCAGGCGAGAGUAUUGGCUUUGGGAUCGCGACAGAUAUGCCAUAUAAUUGUUACAUUCCCUACUGGAAAACAAGCUUUGCAUUUUAGUAUUAUCGGCGCAUCGAAAUUUAAGUAAUAUACAUUAAUCUAUUAACAACUAAUUCCAAUCUACAUAGAACACAAGUUUGAGCGAAAACACACACAAGCAUUACUGAAGGUUAUUAUGCCACGCAUAUUAAAUACAAAUUUGACAGUUUAUACAAAUUUAUCAAAUGUACUUCUAUUAUACUUGGUUUGCUAAUAAGAAACAAUAAAGGGACUCUUUAAGUGUACGUAUUAUCUGUUAAAUGUAUACAUACAUACAACUAUUUUCGUUAUUGGGCUUUUAAUAGUAAAAACUAAAUGUGAAAUAAAAUUUGAAUGAAAAUCUUUAUUAUACAAAUAUGUAUACUUGUUGCUAUUUUAACGGUAUGUAAUUUUUGGAAAAGUGAAAUUUUCUACGAUGCUUUUGAUUACGUAAACUGUAUGCGGUAAAUUAUAUUAAUAUGUGGUGUUAGAAGGAAGGAGGAACGUGGUAGUGUAUUUAAUAUUUUUUAAAGCUUAUUUGAAUAUAUAAGUCUUUCAUAUGUAAUUUAGUUUAAGCUGCUUCAAUGGAAUACAUGCGUAUAAGUUUGCAUAUGUAUGAUGCCUUAAUAAGAAAAAAAAUGAAAAUAAUAAAAAAUAAAAA
Bactrocera tryoni is the source of this 3192-nucleotide messenger RNA. RefSeq lists its product as uncharacterized. The record is from RefSeq and is a predicted model, not a curated record. NCBI's taxonomy places the organism in Eukaryota, Metazoa, Arthropoda, Insecta, Diptera, Tephritidae. The transcript has 4 exons. The coding region runs from base 156 to 2270 and encodes 704 amino acids.